This is a messenger RNA of Pelobates cultripes (western spadefoot toad), 420 nucleotides long. NCBI's taxonomy places the organism in Eukaryota, Metazoa, Chordata, Amphibia, Anura, Pelobatidae. The record is from the annotation of a GenBank genome assembly.
AUGGCCAACCACAGCACACAGUCUCAGGUGCCCCUAACGGCGGAGGCCUUCUUACUGCACUUAGCUCCACUUAACCUCCCGAAGCACUCCCGAAAACUAAUAUUUCUAAUAGUAAUUGCAGCGCAAAUGCUGAUUGCCAGACACUGGAGAUCUGACUCGACCCCCAAAGAGGAAGAAUUGAUAGACCUGAUUACCACAAAUGUAGCGUACGAACGAUUUGCAACAUUACACAUGAGCGCAGGGAACUCAAAUAUUCGCAUGUAUGAAAUGUGGCAGAGAUACAGAUUGCAAUCACCUCCAGACCGGAGACAGUCCCCCCCACACACCCCACAGUCAACAGAAAUACAAUCGCCCACCGAAAUAACGCUCCUAGGGGAAAGCCCCCUAUCCAACAGGUGUAUACAACAGCAACAAUCAUAG